Polypterus senegalus (gray bichir) is the source of this 3264-nucleotide messenger RNA. Its product is annotated as ATP-sensitive inward rectifier potassium channel 12. Gene Ontology annotation, molecular function: inward rectifier potassium channel activity. The transcript has 3 exons. Bases 646 to 2130 code for a protein of 494 amino acids. Gene Ontology annotation, biological process: potassium ion import across plasma membrane; regulation of monoatomic ion transmembrane transport. NCBI's taxonomy places the organism in Eukaryota, Metazoa, Chordata, Cladistia, Polypteriformes, Polypteridae. The record is from RefSeq and is a predicted model, not a curated record. Gene Ontology annotation, cellular component: plasma membrane.
CGCGCGCACACACACACACGCAGUUUGGCUCGCACGGCUGAAAGUCUCACGCUCGCUCCCUCACUCACUCAGCCACAAGCGCUGGCUAAAGCAAGCAUUUGUCAUUGAGAGACAGUUAACUGUGGAAAUAAAUUUAAAAUAAGACAAUUUAACGUUUUAAGAAAGGAUUGUCGCACAAUGAAGACUAGAUUGGAAAUUAAGAACGGAAAACUGUCAAAAAAGAAGACAGAAAAAGAAAAUUCAUCAAAUAUUCAAAGGGGAGUAAAGAACCCUAAAUCUACUUCUGCUUAAGCCAAGUGGAGACAAGCUGAGCGUACAUCGAACAAGGAAACCUAACGCACAGAAUAAGUUCUAAACUAGGUCUGGAUUUGGAAAGGGUUCUGUCUCUUUAUGUUUGCUGGAGGUUUUUCACUUUCUGCCUCAUUUCGCUAGCGUACCUGCAGCGCCUUUCCUCGAAAUCGGAAUAAGGAUUGACUUCGCCGACUGUGAAGUAAGCAAGGGGUGGAAGAGCAACACUGGCGACCAUGCCAAUCCCAAAUCUUUUCAAAUAAGCUCUGCCUCUUCGAGAGGCUGACUCACAGCCCACAUAAAAUCCAGGUCAGAGACCCUCUGCAAACCCACCUCUUCUAUGUGCUCAACAUCCUCAUGAUUACAACAGCAAUGGGAGCGGUGCGUGUAAACAGGUACAGCAUUGUCUCAACAGAUGAGGAUGGUCUAAAAGUAUCAACCCUUGGAUUGCACAAUGGAGGUGGUGGAGUCCAGGCUGGUAGCCUUCUACACCAGUAUGGCAGCCACAAUGGAAUGGGAAGUAAGGUUUCAACAAUGGGGCGUGGACGACUCAGAAGUCGAUUUGUGAAGAAGAAUGGCCAGUGUAAUGUUGUUUUCACCAAUAUGCAUGACAAGCCCAGACGGUACCUAGCUGACAUCUUCACUACUUGUGUUGACAUACGUUGGCGCUACAUGCUGGCCAUCUUCUCUGCCGCCUUUCUCAUUUCCUGGUUACUCUUUGGCCUGGUGUUUUGGGGAGUUGCUCUAGCACAUGGAGAUCUUGACCUAGUACAAGACCAUAAUGGCUUAGUAGGAGGCCUGGGGAAAGAAUGGAAACCAUGCAUUCUUCAUGUUCAUAGUUUUGUUGGGGCCUUUCUGUUCUCAAUUGAAACUCAAACAACAAUUGGAUAUGGCUUCCGCUGUGUAACAGAAGAGUGUCCAAUUGCUGUCGCAACUGUAGUUGUCCAGUCUAUUGUAGGCUGCAUCAUUGACUCUUUCAUGAUUGGUACCAUAAUGGCCAAAAUGGCUCGUCCAAAGAAGAGGGCACAGACUUUACUGUUUAGCCACCAUGCAGUGAUUGCUUUGAGAGAUGGCAAACUUUGCUUGAUGUGGCGUGUUGGAAACCUCCGGAAGAGUCACAUUGUGGAAGCCCAUGUCAGAGCACAACUUAUAAAGCCAUACAUGACAGCAGAAGGUGAAUACCUCCCUUUGGAUCAGACUGACCUAAAUGUAGGUUAUGAUGUGGGUCUAGACCGCUUGUUUCUAGUCUCUCCUUUGGUCAUCGUUCAUGAAAUUGAUGAACAGAGCCCACUGUAUAGUCUAAGCAAGGAAGAUCUAGAAGCAGAAGACUUUGAAAUAGUUGUGAUCCUGGAAGGGAUGGUGGAAGCAACUGCGAUGACCACACAGGCAAGGAGUUCCUAUCUCGCUCGAGAGAUUUUGUGGGGUCACCGUUUUGAGCCAGUGGUUUUUGAAGAGAAGAAUCGCUACCAGGUGGACUAUUCUCGGUUCCACAAGACAUACGAGGUGCCAUCUACCCCACGUUGCAGCGCAAAAGAUUUAAGUGAUGCAGCCUAUAAGGUUACAGGAUCUGUAGUGUCCCAUCAACCUUCUCACCUCACACCUCCUUCUAUUGUCCCACUUCCCCCAAGUGCAUUCUGUUAUGAAAAUGAAGUCGCGCUACACUGCAGGGAAGAUGAAGAAGAUGAAGACGAGCUCAACCGGGGAGCCAGCGAAGUCAGGGAGUUCCGUGAGCCUGAUGAGGUCAUGCGUGUGCUGGAGGUAGAAAACCGAUUAGAAUUUGAUCGGCUGCAAGCCGCUAUUCCUCUUGAUGCACUGUCAUAUAGAAAGGAAUCGGAAAUAUGACUGGCACCGAACCUCCCUAGGAUAUCAUAGGCCUCCAGAUUGUGUUGGUGAGUUAAAAAAUACAAUCGCAUAUAGGUUGUCAAAACUAUCGACUCCUAUGUUGAUUUUUUUCUCCCAAGUACAUCUGGAUCGGAAAUGGACAGGGUGUUUUCGAUUGCAAUUAAUCCACCUUCCUUAAGACUGUUUACUCAGAUUUAUCAAAUUCUUGUGAAUUUGUCCAUUUCGCAUUGAAGACUAAGUCUUAGUAAGAGAGAUUAGGUGAAGUAGAAAUCCUCUCCAUUUAAGCAGACUUGUUUCGAGGCAAUUGAGUUGAAGUUUGAGAGCAAACAACAAUAUUUGUCAAAUCGGCAACUAUUAUUCCAAUUAUAUGUUUUUUCAAACAAAGUCAGCAUUUUUAAAGUUACCAUCCUACGCAGUUCUAUAAAAAUGCCAGACAAUCUUCUCAGACAAUCUUGGCUUAUGGAAAAAAAAUAAAACAAGAUAACAAAAAAAGAAAAAUCUUCUAGACUUCUGCACAGCUGCAGUUUUUUUUUUUUUUUCUUCUUCUUGUUUUCAAUAUUUUCACCUAACGGAAUGAGAGAAGUGAUGUGUUUAACUGCAAUGGUGACGGGGAGAGGAAGAGAGGAGGGGAGGCAGGUAGAACUGCUCACUGCUCUUAACAGUGGCUUGCUUUGACUGCAUUUGAAAUUACAAAACAGGCAGAUUUUCUCUCUCUUUUUUUUUGUUUCUUUUCUGGCUUCCAGAAAAACUGCCAGGACGCUAUACAUAAGGCUGCCGUUCAUUUACUUAAAACAAAAAAAACGAAAGAAAAAAAUACUGUAAAGUUCGGCGUUGACAGUUUUCCAAAGGACUCUUUAAUUCUUUGUCUCCAAUCAAUGGUUGGCAGUUUUUAGUACCAAAUUAGCUUUCUUUGGAAUCCAAAUAGCUGUUUUCUCUUAAUCCACUGCAGAUUAUUAAUUCACUAUCCAUCUCCUUCUGUUUAUUUUGUAAACUCUCUUGUCAACAAACAAUGGGAGGCGACUUCCUUUGUUCACUUUUCAUUGCAUGCAUUGUGAAUUCUGUGAAGAGGAUGUUUUUGUUUUAACUUCAUUUAGACCUUAGACUUUGUUUUUUUUUUUUUUUAUAAAUAUUUUU